Messenger RNA from Crotalus tigris (Tiger rattlesnake), 7180 nucleotides. It is a transcript of the gene CAPN3, whose product is annotated as calpain 3. The record is from RefSeq and is a predicted model, not a curated record. NCBI's taxonomy places the organism in Eukaryota, Metazoa, Chordata, Lepidosauria, Squamata, Viperidae. Gene Ontology annotation, cellular component: cytoplasm. Gene Ontology annotation, molecular function: calcium-dependent cysteine-type endopeptidase activity; calcium ion binding. Gene Ontology annotation, biological process: proteolysis; negative regulation of apoptotic process. Bases 319 to 2730 code for a protein of 803 amino acids. The transcript has 23 exons.
CGCCACAGCCCACCUCACACAUAUGAAUCCGUAGAUGGAAGUUACUCUACAAAUUUGCUUCCUGCUAAAAUGAGGAUUUGGACAUGAAAGGACAGAGUAAUUACUGUAAGAACCUCAAGAUGAUAUCUAUGCAACUCAGUGGAUCUUCCUAAAAUUGUUUGAAGUUUUGCACAAAAAAAAAAAAGGGAAGAGAAAAAACUCAGUCUGCAGAAGAGAUUGUGCAACGUCGUUUCUUCUUUUUUUCCACUUCCUUCCAGGUCCUAGUCUAUUUUUCAAUUGUUAUAAUUUAAUUGAUAGUUUUGCUUCAAUUUCAUCUAGAUGCUAUCCUCUGUCAGUAGCACUGUUGUUCAAAAGACUGGGUCUGAACCAAUUCCCUGUCAGCAUGUUACCACAACUACAGAAACAGGUGCUGGAACGGGAGGGAUCUAUUCUGCCAUCCUCAGCCGCAACCAGCCCAUCACUGAAGUCAAGGAGAAAACCUUUCAGGAGCUUCAUAAGAAGUGCCUUCAGAAGAAGACCCUUUAUGAGGAUCCAGAUUUUCCAGCUAAUGACAGCUCCCUUUUCUUCAGUCAAAGGCUCCCAGUCAAAUUUGAGUGGAAAAGACCCUCAGAAAUCUGCGAGAAUCCACGCUUUAUCCUUGGUGGAGCUAAUAGGUCUGACAUUUGUCAAGGGGAACUAGGGGACUGUUGGUUUCUGGCUGCCAUUGCUUGUCUGACCCUGAAUGAAAAACUAUUGUUCCGGGUCAUUCCAGAAGGUCAGACCUUCACAAAAGAUUAUGCUGGGAUUUUUCACUUCCAGUUCUGGCGUUAUGGAAGUUGGGUGGAAGUUAUCAUCGAUGAUCGUUUACCAACAUAUGGAAAACGUCUGGUCUUCACUAAAUCCUCCCAGCAGAAUGAAUUCUGGAGUGCAUUACUGGAAAAAGCUUAUGCAAAGCUUCAUGGGUCCUAUGAAGCAUUAAAAGGAGGCAACACCACAGAGGCCAUGGAAGAUUUCACAGGAGGAGUAACAGAAUUUUAUGAAAUAAAGGAUGCUCCUAAAGAUACAUACAAAAUCAUGAAGCAUGCCAUUGAGAGAGGGUCACUUAUGGCUUGCUCCAUUGAGGACAGUUCAGGAUUUAUCUAUGGAAGUGCCCCAACAACUAAUAUUGAAGAAUUCAUUAUCCAAAAGUUGCAGAAGGUGAAUUCUGAAUUUUUAAACGAGUCAAAUGAAGAAACAGAAGAUCGAACAACCAGGACCAUCAUUCCAUUGUUGUAUGAAAGGCGCAUGACUAAUGGACUGGUCACAGGUCAUGCAUAUUCAGUUACAGGAGUAGAAGAUACAACACUUAAAGGGGAGAAGAUAAAACUGGUGCGGCUCAGAAAUCCCUGGGGACAAGUAGAAUGGAAUGGAGCUUGGAGUGACAACUCAGAUGAAUGGAAUGAUAUUGACAAUGCUGAGAAGGUCCGAUUGCAACAUAAAAUUGCAGAGGAUGGCGAGUUUUGGAUAUCAUUCAAAGAUUUUCUGAGAUAUUUCACAAAGUUGGAGAUUUGUAAUCUCACGCCUGAUACACUUGAGGCUGAUAAGCUUCAUACAUGGACAGUUUCCGUCACGGAAGGACAAUGGGUACGAGGCAGCACUGCAGGUGGCUGCCGUAACUAUCCAGACACUUUUUGGACCAAUCCCCAAUAUCGUUUGAGACUCCUGGAAGAAGAUGAUGAUCCAGAAGAUACAGAGGUGAUAUGCAGUUUCUUGGUGGCACUGAUGCAGAAAAACAGGAGAAAAGAGCGCAGACUAGGAGCCAAUCUCCUCACAAUUGGUUUUGCCAUCUACGAGGUGCCGAAAGAGAUGCAGGGUGACAAGAAACACUUACAGAAGGAUUUUUUCCUUUACAAUGCCUCCAAAGUAAAGUGCAAAUCUUACAUAAACAUGCGAGAAAUCGCAGAACGUUUCCGGCUACCACCGAAUGAGUACGUCAUCAUCCCAUCCACCUACGAACCCCACCAAGAAGGAGAAUUUAUCCUGAGAGUUUUCUCAGAAAAAAGAAGUCUUUCAGAGGAAGUUGAAAGCAAGAUUGAAGCAGGAAAUAUCUCUCCAAUCAUCUUUGUCUCAGAUAGAGCAAACAAGAUCAAAGAUCUGAAAGGUGGUGAAGGGCCAAGAAAGGACAAGGGAAAAACAAGUCCAGAUAAGCAAAAGAAGAACACGGAGCCUGCAGAAAGGGAUACAGAGAAUGAAGAAGAUAAACAGUUCCAAAAUAUUUUCCGACAAAUUGCUGGGGACGACAUGGAGAUCAGUGCUGAUGAACUAAGGAACGUCCUCAACAAUGUUCUGAAAAAACAUAAAGACUUGAAAACAGAAGGUUUUGCCCUGGAAUCCUGCCGCAGCAUGAUUGCCUUAAUGGAUACAGAUGGUUCUGGGAAAAUAAAUCUUGAUGAAUUUCGCCACCUUUGGACUAAAAUUAAAAGCUGGCAGAAAAUUUUCAAGCGUUAUGACACCGAUCAUUCAGGAAUCAUUAACAGCUAUGAGAUGCGUAAUGCAGUUAAAGAUGCAGGGUUUCAACUGAAUAACCAAUUGUAUGAUAUCAUUACAAUGCGCUAUGCUGACAGGAAUAUGAAUAUUGAAUUUGACAGUUUUAUCUGUUGCUUUGUGCGACUGGAAGGAAUGUUCCGUGCAUUCCAAGCCUUUGAUAAAGAUGGAGAUGGCAUUAUUAAACUGAACGUCUUAGAGUGGCUACAGCUCACCAUGUACGCCUGAUUACCACUUAUUUCACCUUCUCUUCGAUUAUUGACUUAAUCAGCCAACAUUCAGUUACAAGAUACUGAUGUCUAGCACAUCUCCCUCUUCAAAAUUACAUGGAAAGAAAGUAUAAACCAGCAGAUUUAUGUCCAAGGAAACUGCUUAUGGAGAAGUAACAAAAGCAGUGAAGCAUCUGGUGCACAAGAAGUGGUAUCUGCUCUCCUGAUGGAAUCAAUUCUAGAUGCAUGAGCUUCGUGGCAAAUCAAAAUUAUUGUUCUUAUGUUGAAAUAGCACCUCUUAUCACCUGAGAUAUUUAGGGGACAGCAGAGCAAUUUAUCAUUAUUAAACACUACAACUUGCCAAAAUGCAGUUCAUCUGAUUUAAGUAAUUCAACUUAUUUGAAAAUAACUUGACUCAAACAUUUAACUAUCUAAAUUAUGUUCAUCUGAUUUUCUUAUACGUUACAUCAGUUAUUAUUCCUGUAGCCAAAGCUUCCUACAAUUACGGUAUGUCCAGCAACAGAAUAUAUCAAUAUACACAGAUUAAAUAUUAAAACAGGAUUUGUCAAAUGACUAGACAGAUGGCUAAAUAUUGUGGUGAACUAUAGGUGGUCCUUGACCAUUCAUUUAGCGGCCAUUUGAAGUUACAAUGGCACUGGGGAAAAAAGUGACUCUCAACCACUUAAGCCUGGUGCACCAUCCCCAAAGUCAUGUUUUCACAAUUUGGGUGCUUGGCAAUUGGCAUGUAUUUACAAUGGUUGCAGUGUCCUGAAGUCAUGUGAUAGCUGUUUGCGGCCUUCCCAGCCAGCUUGUAAGAAGCUAAGUCAAUAGGGGAGCUGGGUUUGCUUAACGACAGUGUGAUUCACUUAGCUACAGUGACUAGCUCAGGAGUGUCAAACUGCCGGCUCGCAGGCCGGAUGCAUCACGCAGAAGCCACGUCCACCCCAUUGCCGGCAAUGGCAAAACAGUCCCGAUAUGUCGCACGACGUCACAUGACGUCGCAGGUUUGACAUGUCUGGAUUAGCUCAACCACUGUUGCACAAAGGUCAUAUAAUCAGGUGUGAGUCACUUUACACCAUCUCACUUAACAAUAGAUAUUCUAGUCCCAAUUAUGGUCGCAAGUCAAGGACUUCUGGCAAUUAAUUUGGUUCCUAAGCUGCAGGAAAAAUAUUUUAGCUAAAUUAUAAGUUUAUUCUGGCAACUUUGACAGACGGACAGAUUCAGCAAGUCUGGGUUUUCUUACAGUAGAACUUUUAUAGAAGUCUGUAUUGACAUAUAAACAAGACUUCUUUUAUAAGACAUUUUGCACACAGGAUUAACUGUGACCUAGUGCUAUGACUACAUUUGUUUGGAAACUGUACUCCCCCAUCCCAUUUUAGCAAAUACUAUGCAAACAAUGGUUCCAUUGUUUUGGAUAAUAUGGCAAAAGUUGCAUAAUAAAUGAGAACUCUUUCACUGGUUCUGCUGUGUUAACAUUAUGAAAUGUGAUUUUAAAAAAACCCUAGGAAAAAAAUGCUACUUGUAGGGGUCCAGUUUUUUUUUUAACAGAUGCUUGUAUGAAUUGUAUGAAGGAGGAUUGCUAUCCAAUAUUUUUGCUUAUGUUUGGAACUGUGGUUUUGGGAAGCUGACCUUUGAGGUAUGUGACAUAGCUAGGUAAAAAAUAGUGAAACAGGCUCCAUACUAAAGAAAUAUUCUUUCAAAAGGCCUUUUUGCUAUUCUUCAGAGACUGUACAGAACCUGACCCUCAGCAAUUUUAAGACAUGUCGAGUUCAACUCCCAGAAUUCCUCCUGGCUGAUUGGGGAACCUUUUUAAAGUUGCCAAGGCUGAGAAGCACUGAAUUUGAUGCUGAACAAUCAUUUUCCCAUUUUUUUCCUCAAAAGUAAAUGACAUAUUUAAAUGAUUAAGUGAAAUCUGAAAAAAAAAAUAGACUACACCACAACUCUCUUGGGAUAAAGUAAAUUUAUUUUAUUUCUUUUUGCUGUUUAUCUUAUCUAAUUCACAGCUUUGUAGCAAAAAGGAAAGACUAAACCCUUCACUGAAACAAACUGAGAAAAGAUGCUAAUUAAACAGUUACAACAGAGUUAAUAUGCUAUUUUCCCAGCUGAUAUUUCUGCUAUUACAGGAAUCUGUUCUUGCCUUAAAUGUUGUGUUGUUUGAGACCUUCUAGCUGCAUUAAUGCACAGUACUAUAUGGAGUACCUGCUUAUAUGUUCUGUGCAAACCAUUCCUCACAACUAUAGAUUAUCUAGGAAACUCAAGUGUUUAGAGCAAGUUAGCUGCUGGCUGCCUGAAUACUAAUUUUUAAUGUAUCUGUCUUUGAACAUGUGCACUAUGAAACAUAUACCCCCAACUUGCAUUUAGAAAGAAGAUAAAACGUCAUUAGAUAUUUAGGAUGCAGUCCAGACUUUUUAAGAUGGGUGCUUUGCCACUUUAUUAAGAUGUUGUAGCUUUUAUGUUUCAGUCCACGUAGCCCAGUAGUGUCUCAAAGAGCAAACAGAAGCUGGAAUACUUGCAGGUUUUCUGCUAUUUAGUGGGACAAAAAUGCAACCAGCCAAAUACCUGAAUUCUACAGCAGCUGAUACACACAACAGUCCUCCACAGCAGAACCAUUAAUGUAAAGAAACACAUUCACCACACAAACACAAAAACUUAACGGUAUUUUAAAAACACACACCUCUUGUACUGAAGAAAUAUGUUAGCAUGCAAUCCAAAUACAUUGCAUAUACAACCUACAACAACUUGCUCAGACAUCAGCCAGCACACAAAACCAAACACUUCCCACACAUUUUAAUAAUGCACUCUGCAAUUCACUCUGGGCACUUCAUUUCUAUCUCCUUCCUUUCAAAAUAAAUAUCUUCUAAAGAUAAAGUUAAUAUAUUUGAGGAAAUAAGAGAAAAACCUUCCAGAAUGGGACAUUCUUCGAAGUACAUAAUCUUGAUGCAUCUACCUUACCAUUCUAUCAAUAAUCAGCAAAUUCCAUUUUGCUCUCUUUGCAUCCAGAUUUCUAGAGCAACCUAAAGGAGCAUGCUUAUAUUUCCAACUAAAGAGGUAUAAGUACAGAAAACAACCUCAAAUCAAACAAAUAACCUGAAUUGCAAGAGAACAUUUUACAUUCCAUGUGAAAAAAUGGUGGAGCUUCAGUGUAACACACUGAAAGGAGGAGGAGUUUAACUUUCUAAGAAUUAUGUCGACAUGACCUCAUUUGCAACAAUUCUUCUCAUUAAGAAAAACAUAUAUCAUAGAACCAACUAAUAAAACCUGGCCACACUUUUAUUGCUGAACAAGUUUUACUACAAAUUAUGAAAGCAUCCCAAAAUGCACUCAUUUUAAAUGUGUGCACGCACAUACACACCUAAAUAUACAUAUAGUAUUAAACAGUAAAAAACACAAAGUAGUCCAAGUUAUCAAUCACUUGCAACUACUGAUGCCAAAAGAACAUUUAAAUUAUUGCGUAUCAAGUCACCAUCCUCUUCCAGUUAAAAUACUGAAAAAGGAACUUGAAGAGGAUGCAAAAUUAAGAUUCACUCAUUCACAUAACUAAUAACACACUCCAUAUAUUUUUCCUCGCAAAAAUACUUCCUACUUCUGUAAUUUAACUUCAAACACAUUCAAAUAAGAAUGAGCUAUAUUUUAAAAUGUCAUUUGAUAUUUGGCUAUCUACAAAAUGAAAGUUUUUGCAGCCUUUCAAGUAAGCAUUUAAGGGUUUCCUUCAGCCUGUUUGAUUUCAGCUGCCAACAAUGUCAUGAAAAGAGGAGGCACUAUUGGCCAGAAAUCACACACAAGCUACAGAACAAGAUGUCCUAACAAUAGAAGAGAACCAGUGAAUUGUUCAUUAUUUUUGAACAUGGCAAAAGGUCAAAAGAAAGGACCAGAAUCAAAACUGCUUUAAGGUUAUCUGAGUUGUCAACAAAUCAUGUACAGCAACUUCCAACUGGUUUGUUCUUCCAGCUGUUCAAGUCACUAAGUUAGACAUGAAUUAGCUUUAUGUUUAAAGGUUAAUUACAAUAUCAUUUAUUCUUCUGAUAUGUAUACAUUGUCUGGUGUAGUUAAGCUCACAGUCAGAUACUGCUAGACCAGUGGUUCUCAACCUGUGGGUCGGGACCCCAUUUGGGGUCGAACGACCAUUUCACGGGGGUCGCCAAACAAGGCUGUCCACCAUUUUUUUCCCCUUUUCUUUGGUCACACCCCUGGCACCCGGUGAUGUAUAAGUGGUUGGGGGUCACCACAACAUGGGGAACUGUAUUAUGGGGUCGCGGCAUUAGAAAGGUUGAGAACCACUGUGCUAGACUAAUAAUGAGGUUUUUAGCUUUUCUGUGGAGGAAAAACCAGAACUGAUGCCACAAGCAGUAGAUGAAAUCUAAAUAGGGAACCACUUUCUGAAAACCGCAAAUUGCAGCACCAACUUUCCCAGACAGCACUGACCAUAUACACAUUUCCUUCACAAACACAUAUGCCAUUUUAAAAAAAAA